CUCGCGAAGCAGAACAUCGACGUAAACGUGCAAGACAAGCAUGGGACGAGUGCGCUGCAUCUUGCUGCGACGAGGCGACAAGAAAAGAUCGUCAAACUUCUUCUGGCAGCGUCAGCCGAGGUGAACAUCCAGGACAAAGACAACAAGACGCCUCUUGAGAUUGUCGAGCGUGCCUUUGGAAACAACCAGCGCAAUGUCGUCAACCUCCUUCUCCUCCAUGGAGCCAACCCAAACGUGCGUGACAUCCAGGGCUCUACUCCUAUACUCUAUGCCGCGUCUGCUGGAAGUGUAGCUGACACUAUCAUCUUGCUAAAGUUUGGGUCGGAUGUGAACGCCAAGAACUUUCGGGGCCUGACAGCUCUGCACAUGGCGGCAGCUGAAACCCUUUCAGUCCCUCCAGCACAAGUCCAGCAGCCCAGACCUCAAUCAUGUCGGGGCUGA
This is a messenger RNA of Guillardia theta CCMP2712, 441 nucleotides long. RefSeq lists its product as hypothetical. The transcript is spliced from 4 exons. The record is from RefSeq and is a predicted model, not a curated record. Lineage: Eukaryota; Cryptophyceae; Pyrenomonadales; Geminigeraceae. The annotation marks the transcript as partial. Gene Ontology annotation, molecular function: protein binding. Gene Ontology annotation, cellular component: nucleus; cytoplasm.